This is a messenger RNA of Porites evermanni, 519 nucleotides long. The record is from the annotation of a GenBank genome assembly. Lineage: Eukaryota; Metazoa; Cnidaria; Anthozoa; Scleractinia; Poritidae.
AUGGCAUUUGCUGAUCUGUUUCCGGGAGAUAUAUCUCUCCCUACAUAUGUUUACUCCCUGGCUCUUGGUCAGGUUGAAUUUGAUGAACAAACUCCAACGCUUUUUACAAUUAUUUUCCUCGUUUUCGCUCAGGCAUCAUUCAUUAUCGCUGCUUUGAUAUCUUGUGAGAGAUUUUACGCCAUUUAUCGGUCGCUGAAGCACCGUCAGACACUUUCUACCCGAGCAUACAGGCUCGUUAUUUUGACGGUCUGGAUAUUAAGUAUCCUUGGUUCUCUUUUCACAGUUUUUCUCCUGCAAUUCUCAAGCCUGGUGGCUCUGAAUUCUUUCCUGUCUUUAAUCUUCGUGUCUGUACUUCUAAUCAUCAGUGGCCUCAAUUUUGGUGUUUGGAGAAAGAUUCAGCAACAAACUGUUCCUCAUCACCAAAACAGAGUCUUGCAAAGACGACGCUUAACAAAGACUUUGUUAUUAGUAUCUCUCAUCGCCAUGGGUUCUUGGCUUCCACCUUUGGUUAAAACUUGA